This is a messenger RNA of Colletes gigas, 1647 nucleotides long. RefSeq names its product leucine-rich melanocyte differentiation-associated protein-like. Bases 473 to 1234 code for a protein of 253 amino acids. The transcript has 4 exons. Gene Ontology annotation, molecular function: protein binding. The record is from RefSeq and is a predicted model, not a curated record. NCBI's taxonomy places the organism in Eukaryota, Metazoa, Arthropoda, Insecta, Hymenoptera, Colletidae.
GUUAAUGUUACUGACAUUUUGUGUAUGGUGUUAAUGCGUUACCUAACAUUUUAACGUUAUAUAAAAGCCGAUGCUUUAACCUCAAACUCUUUCGUCUCUAUCGGAAUCGCUUGAAACCUAGAUACCGUUUUAGUGUUAAUUCCUUUCAUCCGUAUCUUAUCGCCCAUUGUCAUCUGAUAAACGAUAAACUCUACCUGUUACCUCCUUGCGAUCUGAGAGUUCAGUAUCAAUCACACCGCAGUAAGACUCACUAUGGUUGACCCAAUCACUAUAUGCAGCAUUGCAUAUUACACAGAAGCCUUACAAGUUCUUCUAUUUACGCAAUAUUAUCUGUCAAUGCAAGCUGUAGCUUUCGCCAAUGUUAGGGUGAAUAAUAUUGAUAAAUGUAGUGAGUGAAAAGUAUAUUGCAUGAUUCUAACGCGUUGAUUGUUCGUUCAAAGUUACUGCCCUAUAAGGUGAUACAAGUCGAGGCAUGAUGUUGGAUUACAGAGAUGAGUUAGAAUUACAAAAAGAAGCAGACGAGGUGGAACAAUUAGCCAUGACUUCUUUAGGGAAGCUAAUAUUUGUAGAUAUACAUUGCAGACACUCAAAGUCUUUAUCUACAGAUAAGUCAUCUAUAGAUACUGUUGAUUCUUUAUCGCUUGCUUUUGAGAGCCUUUUCUACAUGCCAUUUGACAUUAUUGAAAAUUAUAGUAGUACCGUGCAUACUCUGGAUAUUAGUCACAAUAAAUUCAGUAGAAACUUACAAUUUUUGGCUGAAUUUGAAAAUUUGACGUCUCUUAACUUAGAUCACAAUAAUAUAGAUGACUACACUGUAUUCCCACAUAUGCCAAAACUUCAACUUCUGUGGUUAAAUCAUAAUAACGUAGAGGAAUUGUAUCCAUUUAUAAAGAAUCUCCAUGAGAGUUUACCCAACCUCAGAUACUUGUGCCUUAUGGGUAAUAAGGCAGCACCAAGUUAUUUGAACGGUGGAACCUUUUAUGACUACCUUCAGUACAGGUUGUUCAUCAUAUCUUGGUUCCCUCAUUUGGUACAUCUGGAUGACAGAACUGUGACACCAGAACAACGUCUGGAAGGAAAAAGGCUUUUUAAACGGCCGUUUUUAGAAAACCUUACGGAGUAUACUCCUGUUCCAGAAUGCAUUAAACAGCUGCAGCAUAAAAUUGCAAACAUAUUUUCCAAACCAACACUGCCUUACAAAGCAAAAGCAAGGGGAACAAACUUUAUUAUUUAAUACAGUAUUAAGUUAUUAAUGUGAUUCUACUUAAAAGCUAUUUACUUUUACUGAGUUAGAAUAACAUUUAAUGCAAGACGCGCAUGUUUUUAUCUUAUACAAAAACAAACGACAGUAAACCACUGCAUGGGGCAGUAACAAAUCAACAAGAUGUUUAAAUAAUUUAAAAUACAAUUUACACUGAGGUACAUGAUUAUAUUAAUCGUUUUUACACUUCAGUCUAAGUAGUAUAGUAGACUAAUUCGUAUACAAUAAAUUAAUUACAGAUUUUGCAACAAACGUUAGCUCAAUAAGAGCACAUCCAUCUAUGGGCAUUUUCUAUUGAUUAAUGUUACUCAACUACAAUUUAAAAAGUAUUCAGCUUUGCUUAAUUCCCAAUAACUUUUUACAAAUAUUGUAUACUAUACACUUGU